Molecule: messenger RNA, 6164 nt
Organism: Mytilus californianus (California mussel)
Lineage: Eukaryota; Metazoa; Mollusca; Bivalvia; Mytilida; Mytilidae
Product: uricase-like
Exons: 8
Coding region: 126-1034 (302 amino acids)
Biological process (GO): urate catabolic process; purine nucleobase catabolic process
Cellular component (GO): peroxisome
Molecular function (GO): urate oxidase activity
Source: RefSeq, a predicted model, not a curated record
GUCGAGUUAAAAGGGGAGAUAAUAUUCCGUGUCUGUUAUCACGUUGGUCACUGACCUUGUGUUAGGGUGAUAUAACUAAGCGAAAUAAGAAGUAUUGUCAGAGAAUUCGUGAAAAAGUUGAGAGAAUGUCACAGUCAGGCUUAAAAACAGAGUUUGUAUUUAGUGGCUAUGGUAAAAACUAUGUAAAGGUGCUACAGCUAAGACGGGAAGGUAAAAUACACCAUGUGAAAGAAAUAGAAGUCAGCACACAACUGACUCUUAAUAACACAAAAGACUAUAUCCAUGGUGAUAAUUCUGACAUCAUUGCAACAGAUUCACAGAAAAACACAGUUUAUGUUCUAGCUAGACAACAUGGUAUAGAGAGCAUUGAGAAGUUUGCUUUGAUUAUAUCUGACCACUUUUUGAGGAAAUAUGGUCAUGUUACCAAUACUCAAAUAUAUAUUGAAGAAGCCCCUUGGAAAAGAAUAUCUGUGGAUGGACAGGAACAUGCACAUGCCUUUUUCUUCAGUAAGGAGGCCAUUAGAAGGUGUGAAGUAACCCAGGAAAGGGGAGGAAUACCAAUGUUGAGAUCAGGACUUAAAGAGAUGAGGAUCAUGAAAACAACACAGUCUGCAUUUAGAAAGUUUGUUAAUGAUGAAUUUAGGACAUUGCCUGAUGCAGAUGAUAGAUUAUUUUGCACUGUUGUAGAUUCUUGGUGGUGGUAUAAUUCAGUAAACGGUGUAGACUUCACUAAGGUGUGGGAAGGUAUUAAAGGUAUUGUUCUAGAUACAUUUGCAGGACCAGCAACAACUGGAGUCUUCUCCCCUUCAGUACAGAAUACACUUCAUUUAACAGUCAGAAAUGUUUUAUCAAAGAUACCUCAAGUUGAGAAGAUGGAGAUAACACUACCUAAUGUCCAUUAUUUUGCCAUGGAUUACAACAGAUUCCCAAAGCUUAACCUAAAAGAUUAUAAAAACGAGGUAUAUAUGCCAACAGACAAGCCAUCAGGGAACAUAUCAGCAAGGAUACAAAGAUCACGAUUAUCAAAGCUUUAGAAAUGGAUUUAAAUGGUUUAUUCCAGACAAUCUUAAGAGUCAAAAUUCAAAAAAGGACCAAUAUUUAUAGAAUUUGUUAUGAUUUAAAAUAGUAUGUAAUGAUUUUACUUUAGAUCUGAAAGUUUUAAAUGUUACAAAUUGAAUUACCUGUAUCAAUAUUGUGAAAUUGGAUUACCUGUAUCUAUAUUGUUGAAUAAUUGCUUCUUAUUCUUCAUGCUAAUGAACAUUUUAAGUUUGGUAAAAGCUUUAAAGGUUUUAUAUCAGACAAUUUACAAUUUUCAGAUUGUGAUCAACUUACUGACAGUAUUUAUAUUUGUUAUGAUGGUAUAUUUGUAAGAAAUUGUUUUUUUUUCAUAUCUGAAUAUUUACAAUUAUGUUAAUUUGAAAUACCAAUAAUUAUUAUGUGAAAAUCAAUUCUUCUUACUUACAAUUUUUUUGAAAACAUUUUAAACCAUGCUUUAUCAAAAGGGUGAAUGUAAAAGUAAUAUUUAUACCAUAUGAUAUUGACCAAAUGGUUAUUGCAGAUACUGCUUUUUUUUCAAAUUUAGGGCUUUCUAGUCAAAUUUGUUGCAAUUUAUUAUCAUGAUUUUAAACUCUGUAGAUGUAUUGAUAUUAGAAAAGAUCCACGUUGGCAUACUGUAAACCAACUAAUAUUGCGACUUUCAGGAGUAGAAAAAUAACGUGAAUAUAAAUUGUUGCAAAUUUGUAAAACUUGGAUCUUUCCUUAUUUAACUACUUCAAGUAAAUUUGAAAAUCACCAAAUUAAAUCACUGCGAAGUGGACUAGACAAGGGCUAAACAUGAAAUAAAGUAUCCACGAAAAUAAGUUGGUUUACAGUAUUUGCAAAGAUGAAUAUUUGUGCUAUUUUUAUUUGCAUGAAAGUUACAGAAAUAACUGGAUUACUUAAAUUGCUAGUUUUCCUGUAUUUAUUUUAGUACAUUUGUAACACUUAUAAAAGCAGGAAAAUGGUUCUUAGAAAAACUAAUUACAAUAGAAUGUGUAUCAUAUGAUUAUACUAAAACAAUAUACCAGCAGCAUAUUAUGAUUAUCUGCAAAAUUUGAUUUAUUUACAGAACACAAUUUACACAGAUUAGACUUUUGUACUAGUCCAAAACUGUCUCAUCUAUGACAAGAAAUUGUCAGUUUUACUUUUAUUUUUAUCUUGACUGCUAUUUAAAGAAUGUGGCAAGUGCAAGAUUUAAGUGUCAUUUUAUAUUUUACUAUUACAACUUCUUAUCCAUUAAUCGCCGCGAUAUAGCCGUUUUGUGCUGAUGCGGCGUAAAGCAAUCACUAAUCAAUCCAUCUUAUCCGUUUCAGGAAAGUACUUCAGUUCUAUGUGGUGUAGGGUGCUCUCCAUAUGUUAUGCUUCAAGGAUUUUUUUAAAUACUUCAUAUGCUUUACUUUUUUGCUUCAUUUUUUUUUUGCGUAAGGAAUAUUUUCUCAUAAAGAAUCAUUGAUAUAUUGAUGUUACAUAGGAUUAUCCAUGCAUUAAAGGUUCAAGCAGAAAAUGAGACUCUGCCCUUUAGUGAUGUUUUAUUGGCUUUAGAAUUCUGACACUGUUUGGAUAUUCAAUUUUGUGAUAAUAAGUUGAUAAUAACUGCAAAAAAUAAUUUGUUUGCAGUACACAAUUAAAAAUAAUGUCAAUGUCUUACAAUAGAUCUUGAUAUUUGAUAUGCUGCUACGUUAAUGUGUUUGCAUAAUAGUUACAUGCAGUAUAAAAAAAUUGGGACCUUUAAUGCUUUUAAAGAAUUAUUUAUGAUUGACAAUUGAUAUUUGGAGUGGAUAUUUUUAUAAGUGAUUGUAUUAGAUGACAUCCCUUCUUAUAUUUGACCUAAACAGCUACUGAAUGUUAAGCAGUAAUAUGGCAUAGCAUCACUGUUCUUUUAUUCUUCAUUUUGCUUCAAAGCAGGUGAAAUACACUGCCUAAAUAAUUUUGAGUAGAAUAAAAAUGACUUAGUUAACACAUUUUUGUCUCGCCUUGACAGAGUCAAAAAGCGAGACAUAGGUAUUUUUUUUCCGGCGUCGGCGAAUGCGGCGGCGGCGUCAACAAUGUAUUAGUUUGUGAUUAGGUCUAGUUCAUGGUGAACCACUAGUGGUAGGUCAAUGAUAUUUGGUAUGCAGUUGUAUUAGCAUUGGCACAUCUCAUUUCCAUGGAGAUUAUUUGACCCCACCCCCUCAGUCAAGGUCUAUUGACUUUGAAACUUUGCUUAGUUUACAUGUAUUAGUUUGUGAUAAGGUCAGUUUAUGGGGAACCACUAGUGGUAGGUCAAUGAUAUUUGGUAUGCAGUUGUAUUAGCAUUGGCACAUCUCAUUACCAUGGAGAUUAUUUGGCCCAACCCCCUCAGUCAAGGUCUAUUGACUUUGAAACUUUGCUUAGUUUACAUGUAUUAGUUUGUGAUUAGGUCAGUUUAUUGGGGAACCACUAGUGGUAGGUCAAUGAUAUUUGGUAUGCAGUUGUUUAAGCAUUGGCAUAUCUCAUUUCCAUGGAGAUUAUUUGGCCCUGCCCCCUCAGUCAUGGUCUAUUGACUUUAAAACUUUUGCUUAGUUUACAUGUAUUAGUUUGUGAUUAGGUCAGUUUAAGGGGAACCGUUAGUAGUAGGUCAAUGAUAAUUUGUAUGCAGUUGUAGAAGCAUUAGCACAUCUUAUUUCCAUGGAGAAUAUUUGGUCCUUACUUCUCAGUCAUGGUCUAUUGACUUUGAAACUUUUGCUUAGUUUACAUGUACUGUAAAUUCAGAAAUUAUUGCGUGCAUUUAUUAUUGCGAUUUUGUCAUUUUAGACUAAAAUGCGAUUUUAAUUUUUGCGUUAUUGAGAAAAAUCCUGUUUAAUUCAUAUAAAAAAUUUCAAAAUGCGAGUUUAUAUUAUUGCGAUUAUAACCAUGUCGCAUUUUUCGCAAUAAUAAAAACAUCGCAAUAAUUUCUGAAUUUACAGUAUUAGUUUGUGAUUAGGUCAGUUUAAGUCAAUGAUAUUAGGUAUGCAAAUGUAUUGGCAUUUGCAAGUUUCAUUUCCAUGGAGAUUAUAUAACCCCACCCCCCUAAUUAUGGUUCAUGGACUUUGAAACUUUUACAUAGUUUACAAGUUAAUGUUUGUGUUUAGGUUUGUUUAAAGGAAACGACUUAUGAAAAGUCAAUGGUAUUUGGUUUGCAGUUGUAUUAGAAUUGGCACAUCUCAUUUCCAUGGAGACUGUUUAGCCCUGUUCAUUCAGUCAUGGUUCAUUGACUUGAAUAUUUGCAUAACUUACAUGUUAAAGUAUUGUAAUUUUAAUUUCAACAUUUGCAUUAUCAAAAUAACAAAUAGGCGAGACAUAUCUCUGUGUUAACAGUUUAUUUACUCAUCCAACCACUAUCUCAUGGAUACUUCUUUGUAACAUAAGUAUAUGUUUUUAAUGAUGUAUAUACUAGUCUUAAUGUGCAAUAAACAGAAGAGACAACAUAACGAAACAAGGUAUUGCAGAUGAAUGUCAUUGAUGUUGGUAUGUUUACAUUAUACAUUUAUAUGGCUGUUCAAGCUGACUCUGAACAUUUACAAGUAUUUUAAGUAGUGUAAAUUCAGAAAUUAUAGCGACGUUUUUAUUAAUGUGAAUAAUGCGAUUGAGUGAGUAUCGCAAUAAUAAGAACUCGUAUUCUGAAUUUCGAUACAUAAAUUUAUAUGCAAAUUUUCUGGAUAUCGCAGUAAUUAAUCUCACAUUUUUGUCCAUUCUUCAAAAAUCGCAAAAAUAAAUGCAUGCAAUAAUUUCAGAAUUUACAGUAGUAUUAUAUACUUUUACAGACAUGCUAAGAGACUGCCUAGUGAGUAAAUUUCAUGAUUUUGAAAAUAUUCUGAUUACCUGAUAAACUACUCUGCAUUUAAAAAUACCAUUGUAAGUUAAACUUUUCACAGCUUGUUCCCAUGGUUACAACUUUCUAAUGCCUGUAAUCGAUUGACAGAUGCUUUAACUAAAGCUUGAUACAUGAGGAUCUUAAUGGGGUUUCCAGAUAAAAAGGAUUAUAGGUAAAAAAAAAGAAGAAAAAAAGAGAAUAAUGGGGUGCUGAAUUAAAAAGAAUAAAGAAAAAUGCCCUAAUUUUUUUAAUGCUGUAAUGAGGACCCCAUCAAGACCCUCAAUUGUGUGGCUUAAUAGAAAACAAUUACAGAUAAAAGACAUGUUCAAAUAUUGUGUUAUUUCUCUAUAGAGGGAUGAAUAAUUAUAUGUAUAUUUUUCUGAAUUUACAUUUCAACUUUACCCUUUUUACUAAUAUUACUUAAAGAAUUUCAUAAAAAUGAUCAUGAUAUUAGACAAAUGAUAAUAUUUUUAUUUAAAAGAUGAGUAUUAAAUCCUGAAAGUUAAAGAUAUCAUAAUAUUAGAAAAAUGAUAAUAUUUUUAUUUAAAAGAUGAGUAUUAAAUCCUGAAAGUUAAAGAUAUCAUAAUAUUAGACAAAUGAUAAUAUUUUUAUUUAAAAGACGAGUAUUAAAUCCUGAAAGUUAAAGAUAUCUCUUUUAAUUACAUUUGAUAUGAUCUUUCUUUGUUUUUGUAGACAUUUAUAUAUUUGUUACGUAUAUUUUUAUCAUAUUUAAUGUUAACAUUUGUUUAAUCCAUAUAGAAUUGAUUUGUCAAAUUUUCAAAAUUUUUAAAGGAAGUUGGAGUACUUGAAGAGAACCACCACCCUUUGGCAGAAAAAUUGGCAAUCUUACCCGGUAGUCAAUUAAGAUCAGAGUUGAAAACACCUUGCCACAUGUGGGGUUCAAACUCACAAACUCAUAGCAUUGACAGGCUAUGAAAAAAUGCUAAGAUUUUUUCUUCGAUGAUGGAGAUAUGAAGUUUGACAGGAGAGUGGUUUUUCAAAUUGAGAUUUUUCAUGAUUUUUUAUAAUAACUGGAGAGCAGAUACCUAUGACUUUUUUUAUAUCCAUUAGCUUUUCAAGAAUUGGAAAUUUUUCAGCUACCUCAACCUGACGUAUAAGUACUUUGUCUUUUUAUAAAUAUGCGUUCUAAUCAGAGAUGUGGGAACUAUACAUAUGUGAUUCAUUUAAAUACAAUGUCUUGUAUAUUGUCGUAAACGAGAUUAUUUGUUGUUUUACAAAUUACCAGAAUGUAUCAACUCUACAAAAGUGUAUCAAUAUUCCAGAAGCACUAUUUUACUAUUAAAACUAAGUUUGA